GCCUCAUCCUCCUUCGACUCACGACGGCAAGAUGGCUUGCCGCACGGCGCAGGGCCCGUGCGGCAGGCGCACCCCGUGAUCGCAUGGAUGCGCUCGGCGGCCCUCAACACACCUCCCUCAUUCUUCAGCAUCAACAUGGGUUGCGGCAUCGCCUCCAUCCUCCUCCACCACUUCCCCUACCCCGCCGUCUGGCUCCGAUACCUCGGCACGAUCGUGUUCGUGCUCAAUGUCGUCGUCUUCGUUCUCCUCCUCCUUGCGACCAUCGCGCGCUACCUCUUCUUCACCGGUGUAUGGCGCGUCGUGGCAAAACACAACGUCGCCGGCCUCUUCUGGGGUACGUUCCCCAUGGGGUUCGUGACCAUCGUUACCAUGAUUUGCUACGUCUGUGUGCCGGCGUGGGGCGAGCGCUGGGCCUACAUCGCCCUCGGGUUCUGGUGGCUUGACAUUGUCAUCUCCGUCAUCGUUUCCCUGGGCAUGACAUUCAUCAUGUUCACGCGCCAGCGCCAGACGGAACAGACGCUCGCGCCGCAGUGGCUGCUCCCGAUCGUGUCGUGCGUUGUCGCGGCGGCAUCUGGCGCCGUCGUCGCCCAAGCUCUUAUGCCCUUCAACCCGAAUCUGGCGCGUGGCACCCUCGUCGCCUCCUACUGCGUGUGGGGCCUCGGCCUCCCGCUCGCCAUGAUGGUGAUCGCCCUCCUUAUCUUCCGCUUCGCGACGGGCGGCGCGCCACGCGGCCAGAGCCUCGCUGCCGUGUUCCUCCCCGUCGGGCCAUGCGGGCAGGGCUCGUUCGGCAUCGCGAUGAUGGGCAUUGUCGCGCGCCACCUCGCAUACAGCUACGACGUCUCCAUCGUCCCCGGCCUCAGAGGCGAAGACGCACGAUACCUUGCCAGCGCAAUGUACGCCGGCGGCCUCGUCACGGCGCUCGUGCUCUGGGGUCUCGCUAUGGCAUGGUACACUAUCGGCAUGGCGAUGUUCAUCGACGGCGUGCGCCGCGACCCCAAACUCCUCGGCCUCGGCAACUUCACCGUCAGCUUGUGGGCGCUCACAUUCCCAAUCGGCACUUUCGCGACGUCAUCCAUCACCCUGGGGCAGGAGCUGCAGUCGACAGCGUUCAAGGUCAUCGGCGCGUUCCUCGCAACCCAGGUCAUCCUCCACUGGCUUUACGUCUCCGUGUUCACGACGUGGAAGGUUGUUCAAGGGACAUUGUUCGCUGCGCCGGAGCUGAGCGAUGCCAGCCCACGCCCGCGGUUUGGCUGGGGCGAGCGUGUGGCUCGCGACAUCGAGGCGGGGUAUGGCGAGCCGGAGGCGGCGACGAGCGACGAGAGUAUGACUCUCGGGCGAGCGGCGCCUAGGCCAGAGCAGGACAAGGCAGGCGAGUAGAUAGAACAUAGAAUAUCAUGUAUUAUCUUGUAUCUCACCAGUCGCGAGUCGGCUUUGCUGACUCCGACACUGCCAACUUCAGCCCAAUCGGCAAGCAGAUUAGUC
Molecule: messenger RNA, 1482 nt
Organism: Cutaneotrichosporon oleaginosum
Lineage: Eukaryota; Fungi; Basidiomycota; Tremellomycetes; Trichosporonales; Trichosporonaceae
Biological process (GO): transmembrane transport; sulfite transmembrane transport
Cellular component (GO): plasma membrane
Molecular function (GO): sulfite transmembrane transporter activity
Source: RefSeq, a predicted model, not a curated record